AUGGCCGCAGCGGGUCGAAACGAUUGCAGAAUAUACGUAGGCAACCUCCCUCCGGACAUCAGAACGAAAGACAUCCAGGAUUUAUUUUACAAAUUCGGUAAGGUAACGUUUGUGGACCUAAAGAACCGACGCGGGCCUCCAUUUGCAUUCGUCGAAUUCGAAGAUCCAAGGGACGCCGAUGACGCCGUCCACGCCAGAGACGGGUACGACUACGACGGCUACAGGCUCCGGGUGGAGUUUCCUCGAGGAGGCGGCGGGCACGGCUUCAGAGGCGGCCGGGGCGGCGGCGGCGAGAGAGGCAGAGGCUCCAGGGGGCCUCCCGCUCGUCGCUCCCAGUUCAGAGUUCUCGUCACAGGGCUGCCGCCGUCGGGGUCGUGGCAGGACCUGAAAGACCACAUGAGGGAGGCCGGAGACGUGUGUUUUGCUGAUUCCUUCAAAGACGGUUCGGGUGUCGUAGAGUUUUUAAGAUACGAAGACAUGAAGUAUGCGAUUAAGAAGUUGGACGAUUCUAGAUUCAGGUCUCACGAGGGUGAAGUAUCUUACAUUCGCGUAAAAGAAGACAAAGGGGGCAGCGAAAGAAGAUCGGGGGGCAGAUCGAGGUCGAGGUCGUUCUCUCCGCGUAGAAGGGGCUCUCCGACGUACAGCCCUGUCAGAAGGAGCUUCUCUCGAAGCCGUUCACGUUCGUAA
Molecule: messenger RNA, 687 nt
Organism: Phyllotreta striolata
Lineage: Eukaryota; Metazoa; Arthropoda; Insecta; Coleoptera; Chrysomelidae
Source: the annotation of a GenBank genome assembly